CGCACGCACGGAAUUUUUUUUUGUAAGAUUUCAUUGUUCAAACGAAUGUCAGUGCAAGACUGGGUUUAGUUUUCUUCUCUUGCAUAAUUAUCCCGUUUGAGUCACCGAUCUCAGUACAAAACAGCUAUACAAAGCGAUGAGUAAAAGGAAGGCGCCGCAAGAGAAAUUGAACGAAGGAAUCACAGACUUUCUUAUAGAACUGGCUAAUUAUGAGAGAAACGUGAACCGAGCUAUUCAUAAGUACAAUGCAUACAGGAAAGCUGCUUCUGUCAUUGCGAAAUACCCAGAGAAGAUUAAAAGUGGCACAGAAGCCAAGAAAUUGGAUGGAGUGGGAGCGAAAAUCGCAGAAAAGAUUGACGAGUUUCUGGCCACAGGAAAGCUGAAGAAGUUAGAAAAGAUCCGAAAUGAUGAUACCAGCAGUUCCAUUAACUUCCUUACCAGGGUCACCGGCAUUGGCCCGGCAGCUGCUCGCAAGUUUGUGGAAGAGGGUGUGAAGACACUUGAGGAUCUGAAGAAGAAUGAACACAAGCUUAAUCACCAUCAAAAGAUUGGACUUAAAUACUUUGAGGACUUUGAGAAGAGAAUUCCUCGCGCUGAGAUGGAAAAGAUGGAGGCUCUGAUUCUCCAGGAGCUGGAGGUUGUGGACCCAGAGUACAUCGGAACCAUCUGUGGAAGUUACCGGAGAGGGGCUGAAUCCAGUGGUGAUAUUGACAUCUUGCUGACUCAUCCAAACUUUACCUCUCAGUCUGAGAAACAGCCCAAACUUGUGCAUGAUGUGGUCGACCACCUUGAGUCACUGAGCUUCAUCACUGACACCUUGUCAAAAGGAGACACAAAGUUCAUGGGGGUAUGUCAACUGGAUCAUGGCGAUGGAGAAGAAGAAUACCCACAUCGCCGCAUUGACAUCAGAUUGAUCCCUAAAGACCAGUACUACUGUGGUGUACUGUAUUUUACGGGCAGUGACAUCUUCAACAAGAACAUGAGAACUCAUGCUUUGGAGAAAGGUUUCACUCUCAAUGAGUACACCAUCCGGCCAAUUGGGGUUACUGGUGUAGCAGGAGAACCUCUGCCGGUGGAUAGUGAGAAGGAUGUUUUCGACUACAUCCAGUGGAAAUACAGAGAGCCUAAAGACCGCAGCGAAUGAGAGGCAGCUGGGGUCACAUGAAAGCACUCCGGCCUUAGUUACUGUCAUCCAUUUUAGCAAAAUCAAACUGUUGCAGAUUAUUAGAACAUAUGUGUGUUUUGGGGACUGUGUGCAUGUGUGUGCUUGUGAUUUCAUUUUAAUUUUGGUCACUUUUCUGGGAGAAAUUGCCUUUAGAGAUGGCAGAAAGUUUAGGGAGGUCUCUGGAAACGUGUUUUUUUUACUUUGUCUAAUUUUUAGCUUUUUGAAGGUAAUAUUGUAUUUGGCUUACUUAAUGUGAUGCCCAAUGUACAACUUAUGAUAAUGUCAGAGUGCUUUUCUAGAUGAAUGAUUGCAUAAACUCAUGAGUAAGAAUACAGGGAAACGGCCUAGCAUUCUACUGCUUUUGGAGGAGCGAUGACUUUGAUAUUACUGCUAAAAUCAUGCAGCACUGACAAUUAAUGCUCUCAGAUGGAAAUGUUUCCUUUUGCUGCUGUUUUGGAACAUCGUACCGAAACGCGCCGGUGUACAUGAGAGCGUUAAUUGUGGCCCAGGAGGAGCAGACGUAAACCAAUACUCAGUGUGACUGUGUAACUGUCCUGUUCAAUGGCUCCUUUUGGGGAGCGACGUCCGUGGCGGGGCUCAUGUUACGAGUUCUCAGGGACGAGCUAAUGGUGUUCAGACAAAGAUCCUCAUAGGUUUACCUCUCUGUCCUCUUCAUGUUUCAGAUGGAGCAACAGCAACAGGCACAGUUCUGGGUCAUUAUUGUUAGACAAGUAUCACUUAAAAGCUUGUAGUUGCUACAGGUUCAGUUGCAUUAUACAUGUUGUAAGUAUUAGGCAAAAUCCUGUACAUGGUAUUGGUACUUUUGUAGGUAAGAUGACUUAAUUCUCUACGUAAAUGUACUAUUGAGGGCAAUGAUGAACGACCUCUUCAUUCAUUUUGGGCUUGGCACAAAGUAUAAAAUUCUUACUUCUCGA
Molecule: messenger RNA, 2100 nt
Organism: Paramormyrops kingsleyae
Lineage: Eukaryota; Metazoa; Chordata; Actinopteri; Osteoglossiformes; Mormyridae
Gene: polb
Product: polymerase (DNA directed), beta
Biological process (GO): double-strand break repair via nonhomologous end joining; base-excision repair
Cellular component (GO): nucleus
Molecular function (GO): DNA-directed DNA polymerase activity; DNA binding
Source: RefSeq, a predicted model, not a curated record